AUGAGCCUCAAAUCCCCAGCGUCUACUCCUCAGUUUGAGAGCAAAGGCAGCCAUAGUAUGUCUAGAAAUGGAAGUUGUUAUCUAGUCAGGCACACCCCUCAUCCCAGAAGGGUCUGCCACAUCAAAGGCUUGAAUAACAUUCCUAUCUGUACUGUGAAGGAUGAUGAGAACUCAUUGUGGGAUGUUGACCAGUUCAACCACUUAGAGACGACGGACAAUAUACCAUUUGCCAAAUGCAGUCACCCACCCAGCACUGCAGCCCUGGAGAGCCCAGUCAGAGGAGUCUCACCAGCCCCCAAAAGUGCCAAUGUACAUCCCCCACGGCCUCAUUCUGAGCCCUGUAGAAAAAUCAAGGAGUGCUUCAAAACUUCCAGUGAGAAUCCCUUAGUAAUUAAAAAGGAAAGUGAGGUAAAAAAUCCACCCUCACCUCCCAAGGCAUGCUCUACUACAGGCCCUUGUUCUUCAGAGGUGCUGAGUGCCAAGACUAACGCCAAGGAGAGCACCAUAUGCAUACCAAACUACCUGGACCAGGAAAUCAAAAUUCUGGCAAAGCUCUGUAACAUUUUACAUACUGAUUCUCUGGCCGAAGUUCUACAGUGGCUGCUUCACGCAAGUUCAAAAGAGAAAGAGUGGGUCUCAGCUUUGAUUCAUGCUGAGCUGUCUGAGAUAAACUUGUUGACUCGCCCUCUGAGAAGAAGCGUCUCCGCGGAACCAGCAGCGGUGACUGGGAAGCUAACCAAAGUUAAAUCUCCUUCAUAUUCACCUGUGAAAUCAAAAGUGCAGACCAGACCUGGAGAAGGACAUCAACUGACCAGAGUGUCAAGUCAAGGAUCUGAAGAAAAUAAGGUGGUACCAAAAGAGGCUGAGCACAAACCUGCAAUGUUUAUAAGAAGAAAUAAGAUGACAAUCCCAGUUACAGAAUAUUUCAGCAAAUCAAACUCUCCUCCCAGGCCUAAAACUCAGGAGAGCAUAUCAACAAAACCAAUGUCAGCAAGGAGUAUACACCCAGAAUACAAUCUCCCUCCCCAGAGAACAUUUUCUCCUUUAACAUACCAAAGGUAG
Messenger RNA from Myotis myotis, 1062 nucleotides. It is a transcript of the gene CUNH4orf17, whose product is annotated as chromosome unknown C4orf17 homolog. Lineage: Eukaryota; Metazoa; Chordata; Mammalia; Chiroptera; Vespertilionidae. Bases 1 to 1062 code for a protein of 353 amino acids. The record is from RefSeq and is a predicted model, not a curated record. The transcript has 8 exons.